Fomitiporia mediterranea MF3/22 is the source of this 1110-nucleotide messenger RNA. RefSeq lists its product as uncharacterized. The record is from RefSeq and is a predicted model, not a curated record. Lineage: Eukaryota; Fungi; Basidiomycota; Agaricomycetes; Hymenochaetales; Hymenochaetaceae. Bases 1 to 1110 code for a protein of 369 amino acids. The transcript is spliced from 5 exons.
AUGGUGGCAUCGUUGCUGAAACACGGAGAGAAGGGCAACUCUCACAGUGGACCUUCUGCAGCGGCAUUUUCGACUCAUACCUCGGAAAGUGCAUUUGCAGAACGGCCUAUCGUGGUCUUCCACACAGAUUGGAUUCUUGCCACAGCCACAGCCGGGUUUGCGCUACCGCUGGCGAAAUAUGUACUUGACGAGAAAUUCAAAUUAUCGGCCGAACAGAGUGAUCCGUUCCGAGAGUCCCUGGGGUCGCACUGUUACGGCAAGUCCCGUGAUGGUUCGGAGAUAAACGCUGAGAUCGGCUGCCCUGCAAGAAUCAAGGACCCUGUUGUAAUCGACUCCUCCCUGUCCAUGCGGCUCGCAAUCACCACGGAUGGAAAUUGUUGCAAAAAGCGCCCACAUGAAUUGUCACCUGAGGCGUGCGAAGAGCUGCAAAACCGAUUGGUCAAGAAGGCCAAGGUCCAAUCUGUUCCUGCAAAUAGACCUACCACUCGAGCCCGCUUCCGCUUUCCUGGAACUAUAACGCCUGCGCGAACUUCUGCACCACUCAGCCCACGAGAGAAUCGUACUAAUAUUUCCUCGGCAGCUUCUCCUCCAUUCUCUAAGGCGCUCAACAGUUGCAAGACGCUCAAUUUCGCUGGCAAACAAUCUGAUAACCAUGAAUUUGGUACUCCAGGAUCGAUAAUCUCGACUGCUUGUAAAAUGGAUCAUGAUCGUCCAGAGGUGUGCGAAAAACUAGACUGCAAUGGUCAAGGCCGAAAUUGCACUAUGGGGCGCGACGUGGAGAGUUUGAGUUCGAGCCCCGACGGAUCGUCAUCGCAAUUAUCUUCUGGUCUACCCUUCGGCCCCGAAACUGUCCCUGAUCAAGAGGCAUCUGCAGUGCAGAAUAUUUGGUUAACCCUCAUCCAGGACUCCACCUAUGCGAAGAUAUCGGACACCAACGAGCCCAACGCCAUACCAACCAUCCGAGUAUCGGACGCGCUAAACGUUUUGAAGAGAUUAAACGCAGAUCUUCCAAGCGAUGAUUACGACGAUGUCACGUUCUUCGCCAACGGACGCGAAUAUAGCGGAAGAAAGUUUGCGGUUGACAAAGAUGAUAGGAGGAAGACGAUGUAA